CAACAAACACAAGUCACCGAGACGCUUUCCUCCCCCUGGUUCCUUCUCUUCCCAUUUCCCCCAAGGAAUCCCCACCUCCCAAGAACGCCCCCCCAAUUCCUUCCUUGCCGUGGCCGCGGAUCGACCCAGCCGGCGAUGAUCGCUCCGUCGUUCACCGGGCCUGCGCAACUGCGCGUGCUUUCUUGCCUGAUCGGUUAGAGGGCUGGAGCCGGAGCCGGAGCUGAGGCGGCAGGCAAUGCCGGAGUCUCCGUCGAGGCAGCGGUUCCUCGGCCUCCGGGGCGCCCGGUGGCGCGCCGAUCUCGGCGUGCUCCCGGGCUUCGCCUCCGUGUCCACAGAGGAGUUCCGCCGGGCGGCCGCGGACUCCCGCCGGAGAUAUGCAAAUUUACGGCGGAGGUUGUUAAUAGAUCCCCAUCUUUCAAAGGAUGAAGAAAAUGCUCCUGACCUUGUUGUGGAGAAUCCACUGUCACAGAACCCAGAAAGCACUUGGGGCCAAUAUUUCAGAAAUGCAGAACUAGAGAAAAUGUUAAACCAAGAUCUGUCCCGGCUAUAUCCUGAAUUGGGGAAUUUCUUCCAAACAAGCACAUGUCAAUCCAUGCUUGGGCGUAUAUUGUUAGUUUGGAGCCUUAGAUACCCAGAGUUUGGUUACAAACAAGGAAUGCAUGAGCUCUUGGCCCCUCUUCUCUAUGUCCUCCACUCUGAUGUGCACUACUUCAAACAAGUCAGGGAGUUUCAUGAAGAGCUUUUGGGUGAUGAUUUUGAUGGCCAAACAUUUCCUGAUAGGAUAAAACUGAACAGGAGUGACAGGCCACACACGAUUGAGGGUAGUACAGCUAAAAUAAGAAGUUUGGAGGAUCUUGAUCCUAACACGAGGGACCUUUUCUUGAUUAAUGAUGCAUAUGGAGCAGAGGGGGAACUGGGAAUUAUUUUGUCAGAAAAGUUUAUGGAGCAUGAUGCUUAUUGUAUGUUUGAGAAUUUGAUGCAUGGUUUGAUGAAUGGUGUACAAGGUGUGGUUGCUAUUACUGACUUCUAUUCUCUCAGUCCUGCGCCGGAAUCAAGCACAGGUUUAACACCUGUAAGGGAGGCAUCAUGUGCAAUAUAUCACUUGCUUGCUAGUGUGGAUUCCUCUCUUCACAGUCAUUUGGUGGAGUUGGGAGUAGAGCCCCAGUAUUUUGGGCUACGAUGGCUGAGAGUUCUAUUCGGUCGUGAAUUUUCACUUGACAAUCUUCUGUUUAUUUGGGAUGAGAUCUUCUCUUGUCCUAACCAUUCAUAUUGUGCAGACAUAAAGAAUCAAGCAGACUAUCAGUUUAAGAUUUUAUGCUCACCUCGUGGUGCCCUGAUUUUGUCAAUGGCAGUCGCAAUGAUGCUCCACCUUAGAUCUUCCUUGCUAGGAAGUGAACAUGCAACUUCAUGCCUAGUGAGAUUGUUAAAUUUUCCUGAAGACAUUGACUUAAAAAGCUUGAUUAAUAAAGCCAAGUUGUUGCAACCUUUUGCUCUAGAAGCAAAUUUUCCUUCAUCUCCUCUGAGAGGAAAAUCUCCCUUGACCCCACCCAACUACUGGGAAGAGACAUGGAAGAUACUCCAGAUGUCAGGAGAGAAAAGAAGUGGUGGUCCAAUUAAUAGGAUAAAGGGAAGAGGCUUGUUCAGAAGAGGUUCAUCCAACACUGAGUCAAAUGUUUCCAGAACCAAGGAUGAUAAUUUUGAAGAUAGCAAUUUGACUUCCACUACUGCUGAUGAACAUCAUAGCUCUGGUACAGUUCCAGUAAAUUUGACAAGUACACUGUACACGCCUAUAGGAGAGCAAACAAGUCAUAUUGAUCAAUGUACUGCAGAGAAUAUCAGGGGCACCUCAAACAAUGUAGGGGAGGCAGGACUGCAUGAAGGUUAUUGCUCCAGUUCUGUUGAUAUAAGAGAUCCUCUUGGAGUUGCAUCUGGGAAUUUAUCAAGAGACAGCAGUACAACAUUAUCAUGUGGUACUGAUAAUGACCAUGAAACUCAUCAUGCAGAUGAGCCAUGUGCUUACCAUGAUGAUAAGGUGGUUAGCGAGCCUGACCCACUCGCUGUGCAUAACGAUAAGAUUGAUGAAGUGACAAUCGCAGCCAUUCAAACAUGUGCAUUGGUGGAUUAUCAGCAAUCACAACAGAAUAAACUAUGUUUGGUUAAUGGAAAAUCAGAGAGAAAAGAUCAACAGAAUUUCUCUGUGCGUGGAGGUGGUCACAAAGAAACAUUUCAACUAGGUUCAAGUUCAAAUGUGGCUGACAAAGAGUUAAUUGAAACAUUAAGGUCACUUGGGGAAUCUAUGGUUGAAAACAUUGAGGUUAUUGACUUGUUGUUUCAACCAUCACUACACUCGACCUCGCUGGAUAAAUCACAGGAAAUUGUUCUUGGUAACAUAGAUCAAGCUAAAGCAAAGGCAGCUCUAGAAGGACUCCAGAAGAUUAGUGAUCUUUUACGUCGAAUCUAACAUGAGCUAUAUUUGUGGAAACUUAGAGGAGUAGCUCUAAAUAUUUGUUCCAUACUUUCCUGAUAGGUUUUCAUAAAUUUUUCACACAAGUUUCAACUUGAUAAUGGAAUUAUCACAAUGGAUAAAUGGUCCGGUUGCUUUGUAGAUAUUUUGUAUAUGCUCCAUGUAAGCUGAUAAAAUAAUAACUGUAUAUUUGAGCAGCUGGCUGAUUGUAAAGUGAUUCUGGCCUUCCGAUUUUA
Oryza brachyantha (malo sina) is the source of this 2700-nucleotide messenger RNA. Its product is annotated as TBC1 domain family member 5 homolog B-like. The coding region runs from base 236 to 2461 and encodes 741 amino acids. The record is from RefSeq and is a predicted model, not a curated record. Gene Ontology annotation, molecular function: GTPase activator activity. The transcript has 5 exons. NCBI's taxonomy places the organism in Eukaryota, Viridiplantae, Streptophyta, Magnoliopsida, Poales, Poaceae. Gene Ontology annotation, biological process: activation of GTPase activity.